CGAAAGUUGGCGGCCAUGGAAGAAGAAGGCGUGGUGGUGAACCAAGGGAAGGAGCAUCAGCAGCUGAUAGAUUUGCCCCCGGGCUUCAGGUUCCACCCCACGGACGAGGAGAUCAUAACUCACUACCUCACGCAGAAGGUCCUGGACAGCUCCUUCUCCGCCAGUGCAAUCUCCGAAGUAGAUCUCAACAAGUGCGAGCCCUGGGACAUGCCGAAGAAAGCCAAGAUGGGUGAGAAAGAGUGGUACUUCUUCUGCCAGAGGGACAGGAAGUACCCGACAGGGACGAGGACCAAUAGAGCCACGGAGUCUGGGUAUUGGAAGGCCACAGGCAAAGAUAAAGAGAUUUGCAGAGGGAGAGGCAGGCUUGUGGGGAUGAAGAAGACCCUUGUUUUCUACAGGGGUCGAGCUCCCAAAGGAGAGAAGACCAACUGGGUCAUGCAUGAGUACAGAUUGGAGGGCAAAUUGGCUUACUACAAUCUCUCCAGGGCUACCAAGGAUGAAUGGGUGGUGAGCAGGGUUUUCCACAAGAGCACGGGCAUCAAGAAAGCUCCAUCUCCAGGCCUGGUCACAAGAAUCAAUUCUUAUGUUGAUGACCUGUUGGAUAUGUCUUCGCCCCCGCCGCCUCUCAUGGACGCUCCUUCUUCAAGCAGACCGAGCUCCAGCUUCACCGAUGGGGAAAACGAACUCAAGGGCGUGAUCAAUUCAGUCCCAAGGGCGCCGGACGGAAACACCGGUUACUUUUACUUCCCGGCAAAUUCAACCGACGACCAGCAUCAAGUACUACUCCAGCAACAACAAGAUCGUAUGAAUUAUUGCCAUAUGAUGAACCCAAGCGUCGAUGCAAGUCACUGCCCUUCUCAGUUGUCAAAUUAUCCUCCUCUCUUCCCCUCCCACGGGUCUACGCAUCAUGAGGAGUACUUGCACCAAGGACAAAACGACCUGGUAUUGAGCUUUGGCGGCACCGGUUUUAGCCGCGGGAGCGCUGAUCAUGCUCUUCUAAGAGCAAUAAAAGCAAACUUGGAGACAUCGAACCUCCCGCAUCACAAGCAGUGCAAAGCGGAGCAGUUUUCAUCCAAUCAUUCUAUGGUUAGUCUAUCUCAGGACACCGGGCUCAGCACGGAUGUUAAUAACGAGAUAUCGUCCAUAGCGAUCUCCAAGCAAGAGGUGGGAAGCGGCAAUGCAUUUGGAGACCUCGAGGGUUUAUCAUCAGUAGGCCCGAUUCAAGAUUUUGAUUUUUGGGACUACUGAUCAAGAUUACAAAGCAUAGACAGCAUCGUAUAGAGAUGAUUAUUCUAGACCUAUGAUACCAGUAGGUAUAUUUAGUUUUUUUUUUCUUUCAGGUUCUUGGAUCCUUAUAUUCCUGUACAUAAAACGUUCCCAAUGUCCAAGACCUUUUAUAUUCUUCUUUUAUCGAUGGAUCACUGGGAGCGUGUUGCAUGAUCAUAAUUUAUAUACCUUUUGUGUAACUUAUGAUUUCUC
This is a messenger RNA of Rhodamnia argentea, 1479 nucleotides long. RefSeq names its product NAC domain-containing protein 92-like. The coding region runs from base 16 to 1248 and encodes 410 amino acids. Gene Ontology annotation, molecular function: DNA binding. The record is from RefSeq and is a predicted model, not a curated record. Lineage: Eukaryota; Viridiplantae; Streptophyta; Magnoliopsida; Myrtales; Myrtaceae. Gene Ontology annotation, biological process: regulation of DNA-templated transcription. The transcript has 3 exons.